AUGAAGCUCUACGCCGUCCAGUUCCAUCUUUUUGUUACCUGCGUCUUGUUUCUCAGCCGGGAGGGAUUUCGGCGCGCUUGCUUGCGGGCUAACAUCAAAAGUAGUAGUGAUGUGACUAGGUUAUUGAAAGUGGCGUGGUUGACAUUUCCACUCGGAAUAGACAUUACUAUUGCAGCAUGCAUCUUUGUGUUAUGGUGGCAGAACCUUAGUUACUCUGACACAUAUGCACAGGCUAUCCUCAUAUUCGGAUCUGCAUGUGUACUGGAGCUAAUGGCUGAGCCUUUGUAUAUCCUCUCGCAGACAUUGAUGCUUCUACAAUUGCGGCUGAUUGUUGAGACUGUUGCUACAAUUUCACGUUGUGUAAUUUUGUGCUCUCUCAUAGUCAUGCAACCCAACAUGGAAAAAGGGAUAAUCUUUGCACUGUCCCAAGUUGCAUAUGGAGGUUCCUUAUUUCUUGGGUACUGGGCUUAUUUUCUCUUUUGUGGUGUUUUCAAAAGUUCAGAUCUCUUUCCUUUCAGACCCGGGACCUUCAUGGAUUUCGAUGAGCAGCUCUCGAACAUGUGUAUGCUAUUUACUUUUCAGUCCUUCCGAAAGUUGAUUCUCCAAGAAGGUGAAAAGUUGGUCCUGGUAUGGUUCGAUACUUCUUAUAAUCAGGCUGUGUAUGGAAUCGUCGACAAACUAGGAAGUUUAGUUGUACGCAUGGUGUUUCUUCCCUUUGAAGAAAGUACGUACACUACAUUUGCCAGUUUCGCAUCAGAUGAUGAUAACCAGGAUAAGAGCAAGAAACUCAGAAUUUGUCUGACCGAGGCCUUAAAGUUUGUAAUAUUAAUAGGUCUUACAUUUAUGGCAUUUGGCCCGAGUUAUUCGUACUCUUUUAUCAGAUUGUUGUAUGGUGAAAAAUGGAGCGAUGGAGAAGCUUCCUUGGCACUACAGUUUUAUUGUCUCUACAUCAUCGUCCUGGCCAUGAACGGAACCUCCGAAGCAUUUUUACAUGCAGUUGGAAAAGAGAAUCAACUAAAGCGCUCAAACAACAUGUUGCUUGUAUUUUCAUUGAUCUACAUCAUAUUAAAUAUUCUGCUGAUAAGAUCUUUAGGAGCAAUAGGCUUAAUCUUGGCGAAUUCCUUGAAUAUGAUUCUAAGGAUCACCUGUUCAGGGCGAUUCAUCCAACAUUACUUCCAGGGCACUUCUUCAUUCUCCUUCCGACAAUGCUUACCUUUAGGCUGGCAGGUUCUUAUCUUUUCGGGCAUAUUCACUCCCAUCUCAGAGAAAAUCUUUCUUAACCAUAAGAAAUUCGGGAGACAUUUCGCCAUCGGUUUCCUUUGCAUCUGUCUCUCAGCCAUUGUCAUAUACCGGUGUGAGAGACUGUUCAUCAAUAGAAUCAUACGUUUCAGGGAUCACGAUCACGGCGACUGAUGACGGUUUUUACUUUAUCUGAUGCAUCACCAAUUUAAAAGUUUUAACUAUUUUAUUAACCAAUAAUAUAGUACGUUUCUCUUAGUUUUCAUGUGAUAAAGAAUAGUCAAUAGUUAAAUUGCUUGGGGGUGUGGGGAUAUGAAUGAUUGAUUAAUUUACUGGGCCUCAAGACAUUUUUUUUCUUUGUCUGCCUGCCAUUUCAAUAAUGGGCCUCUCAAUACAUUCAACCAAA
Molecule: messenger RNA, 1645 nt
Organism: Arabidopsis lyrata subsp. lyrata
Lineage: Eukaryota; Viridiplantae; Streptophyta; Magnoliopsida; Brassicales; Brassicaceae
Product: protein RFT1 homolog
Biological process (GO): glycolipid translocation; dolichol-linked oligosaccharide biosynthetic process
Cellular component (GO): endoplasmic reticulum membrane
Source: RefSeq, a predicted model, not a curated record